Molecule: messenger RNA, 11229 nt
Organism: Pseudomyrmex gracilis
Lineage: Eukaryota; Metazoa; Arthropoda; Insecta; Hymenoptera; Formicidae
Exons: 22
Coding region: 1178-5938 (1586 amino acids)
Cellular component (GO): membrane
Source: RefSeq, a predicted model, not a curated record
AAAAUAACACGUAACGUUUCUGCAAUUUUCCAAUUAGUAAGUAAAUUUUUGUCAAUCAUCGUCAUUUUAAGUUCCAACGUUGUCAAACGAUCCAAACAAAGUUUUUACUAACGCAAAUCAUGCUUUACGCGCGCAUAAUGAUCGAGGAACAUUUGCGCGAUGCAGUCGCAUUUGUUUUUUUUUUUAAAGAGAAUUAUUACUUCGAUCGAGGACGUGCGUAUCUUCUGCGUGGAAAUAUAAACCACAAAUCCGAUCCAAUGUAGGUCGUAUCGUGAAACGAAACUCGAUCGUGUCCGCAGUCGCGGAGCUUAAUCCGAGGAUCGCACGGAAAAAAGCACGCGGGCCGAUAGGAUAGGAUAACGAAAGAGUUGAUUCUGAUCGAGUCUAUAGGUGUCGAGACUGCGGUUACGUUACGUUACUCACUGUGGCAGUUUGGUCGAAUAGGAUAACAUUUACCGAUUAUUCCGACGCUCUUGGCAAAAGGAAAUCGUUCAUUCUCGAAAAAUGCUUAUCAAAGAAGCACAAGGACAACAUUCGUGACGAGUCCAAUCUCGCCAACGACGAAUAAUCGAGAAUUCGUGGUCGCACGUAGUUAGACUUUCAUGUCUGACGAAGUGGAUCAAAAAGAUAAUAAAUCGGAGGAAAGCUGACAUAACCGAUCAUCGAAUUGUCGCGCGCUAAGGACGUAUCAAGGUGCAGGCGAACAGCAGCGAGAACGCACGCGCAGCGCCGGAGCAGGCCGGACUGUGCACUAUGGUAUGCGGCGGUUCUUUAACGCAAAAAGAAAGAACCACGACAAAUUCGCCCUACGUCGUUACAUCGCCACCUCCGGAACGGCAAGGUUAUGCCCGUUCGUAGAGCGUCGUCGGCGGAUGAUUGAUAUCGCGCACAUGCGGCACCGCAUCGGUUGCACCGUCGUUGGCGCCUUCGUGGGCGGAGAACGCGAGCAGUGACCGUAAAGCCGUGAGCGAUGAAAUUUUUAAUUGUCCGGUGACAUUCCUCGCAAGACGACGGAGCAGGUGUGUCUUCUCUCACGCUCGUAGCUCGGAUGUUUGUCCACGACCCCACCAAAUCACGCGAGGUCCGCUGUUGAGCUCUCUCCUGGUCUCCGGUUUCAUCGGCGAAAACGUGCGUAAUGCACAUCUAGAACUGAAUACAAAAUCUAAUAGGGGGUCCAAUGACGGUCGACGACAAAACGGGUUAUAAGGCAAAAAAGAUGAGCGUCUCUUUAACGUCACUUCAGCCAAAUAGUCACAGUUUAGAAAGGCAAAAAAAUGUCAAACCAGCAAUUGAAAGACUGUACAACAGUCUUACAAAAAAAAGGAAAGAUCCAAAGCAACCAAAUAUUCAAAGAAUGUGGAUAAAUUAUGAAGACUGCAAAGAUGAGUUUUGGGCAGCUAUCAGAUCUAAUUAUGAUUAUAUUAUGGACACUAAUUUAAUUGAAACUUGCAAGGAAGCAAAUGGCGAACUAACAUGGGAUGAAACAGAUGUGUCAACACAAUCUUGGAAUUUAAAGGAAAUCAGUGCCCAAUUUUCAGAACUUUACUCAUGGUUAAGAAUUCUUCAGGAAUUGGUCUAUUCUAAGGAGGAAAAUUUGUUAGAUAAAAGUCUGCGUGCAACUCACAUGGAAGAGUUGCGACGCAAGGCAUACAGACGUAAAUUGUUUAAUGAACAAGCGGAAAAAUUAAUUUCUCGCGCCCCUGCUUUAAAAGAUGAAGUGGCUUGGCGUGUAGAUCACUUGAACGCAAAAUGGGAAUUGGUUGAACAAAUUAUGGCGCCGAUAGACCGACCCGUAUCUAGUCAACAAGAUAUAUCAGCGGAUUUUGAACGUGAAGUAAAAUGUCUAAGAAAAUGGUUACGAGAGAUGGAGUCACGUCUUCAACCACUGAGCUUCCAUGUCAACUGGACACUGUCGGAACUAGAGGAAAAAGCAGUAAAGCAUAUGGUACUCCAACGAGACAUAGAGGCGCACGGGCGUAUCGUCAGUUCGGUAGUCAAAUUGGGUGACAAGAUCUUCACGCAGCAACAGGAACAUGGACAACAACAGGAUCAGCAAUCCGCUCAGCAGCCAUUACGAAUAGUGAGAUCGUUGGAACGACGUUGGCAUCUUCUGUAUUUGCGCGCAUUGGAAUGGCAGUGUCACAUUGAAACCCUCGCAUCUCACAUAAGAAAUAAGAACGCCGUGCCUUACAGCUGCAGCAGCGACAGCGACGAGGAACCAGUCACGAAACAACCUCGUCUCAGCCGCGGACGAUCGCGCGGCUCCGGAACAGAAUCGUCGGGACAGUCCGCUCGCUCGGCGCGAGCCGAACGUGCGAAGCGCGUUGUCGGCCGAUCGAGAUCCGAGUACCGCGAUCAUCCAGUUUCCAGGACUGACCCGUCCGACAGCGACGCCUCUUCUGAGAAUCGAUCCAUCGACGAGGGAUCGUAUUUCGAGGAUGAAUUGUGUCAGUUCUGUGUGAUGGACACAAAGUCCCACGAAUCGGCGAAACGAGAACCUAUCAGAUCCUGUACAUCUGACCUGGGCGAUCGGGGGGAGGAGGGUGACGUCGAGGAAAGCGGAGUCAGCGACAACGAGCAAAACGACAUGCCACCCACACCGGACACCGUGCCGAUAACAACAUCGACGGCGGCGAUGCAGGAAACGUGCGACGAAAUCGACGCGGCAGGCACCGUGCAAAUCGAAAGUACAGAAAAAUCGAACAACAGUCUUCGGACGAGCGAAUUUGUCAAACGCUGUGGAACAACGGAAGAGGCUGCUUCGUUCAACACAUCCGACAGAAAAUCGAAGAACUGCGCUACGUUUUACUUCAAGCAUCUGGACACUGACUCCGAGGCGGAUUGUUCCGGACAAGCAGUUCAAGAAUCGUCAGUUCAGGAAUCAUUGAAUACGAUGGAUGACUCCUCGGAGGAAGAGUGGACUUACACAUCUUCUCUUCCAAAUAACUCGCUCGUUACGGAGCAGCGAAAGACGAACGUAUUGGUUCGUUUGGAUUUCAACGAAAGUCCGCGCGUCGAUUUAUCAGAGAAAAUGCACUUCUCGCGAGAAAAAAACGCGGAUAACGAAAAAGAAACGGUCGCGGCGGAAUGCAACCGCGAUGUUCAGCAAAAGGACAGCGACGACGAAAAUAAAGACAAUAAAUCUAGUAUUCAGAAGUUAAUUAAAGAAGUUGAGAAUUUAAUUGGCGAGGAGAGACACACAGUCUCGCGUACUUUUCCGCAGCUAGUGUUCGAAGAGAAAGAUAUAACGAAUAAUCAUCGAGCCAAGUAUGCGCGCGUAAAGGAAUGGUUGAAGCUGAACGCGUCGAGAAGUCACGAGGACAGCAGGUCACAACCAUUGGAUAGCUGUGACGCCAGCGGUGAAUAUACAACGGAAGAAUCCGAUGGCGACAAACAAUCGAUAACAUCGGACGAUCUACAAAGCAGCGUAGCUACUUACCGUCGAUUCGAAGGUGCUCUCGGAUCUAUAUCGCAGUCACUCUCGCAAGAGAUACUCGAUUACGCUCAGCGAACACCGGUCAAUGAGGUACCGCCCGAGGAAAAUGCUCCAAAAGUUGUAAUGCGCUCGAAACACAAGGCAAAAGGAUCCAGACCGUGGAGUGUUUCUUGUAUUUCUCAAAUCGGAGACAAACCUAAUUUAACUCAGAUAAACGAUCCCGUUCUACCAUUUUCUAUAUCCGAGACUGCUCUUCAUCAGUUGGUUACAAUUCCACCAACCAAAUCCGCAUCUUUGGAUGCCGCAGGGUCACGGAAGUCAUUUAAUAAUUCCACAUCCACUUUAUUAGAAGAGUCUCUCAAUACGUGUCCCGAUGAUCGUGUAGUUAGAAAUAUUUCGUUCCGCAGAAAGAAAAAUAGAUUGCGCAAGAAGACUUUGGGUCGUAAGAGCGAAUCUAGCUCGGAAGGCGCGCAAGCUAAUCAUUCGGCGGGAAGUGAUGGCAGCUCGAAUCAGCAGCGUUUGUCUCGUAAAAUGAAUCGCACAAUUCAUACAGUUGUGAAAGAAAACUGCCUUAGUCGCGCAACGACUCUUGUGAAAUCCGAAUCUUUUUCGGGUUGUACCGUCCAUCAACAAUUACACGUUGAAAGAGCGCUUACCAGUAAUCCCACAUCGCUCAGGCUACUUUGUUGCAAGUCAGUUGCGUCCACAUCGGAGACGGAAGGAGAAGAUCGUGAUUGCACUCAAGGACAUUUCGCUUACAAUAAUAACAUAUUGAGCACCGCGCUAACCAGCAAAGAACCGAGCAAUCAACAGUUGAAUAUAGAUAGUGACGUGGAAAUGAACAGUCUUGGUAACAAUUCGUUGUCGGAACAGGCUUGGGAUAAUUAUCAGGAGAAAUAUAUGAGUGAAGCUUACAGCGAGCCGUUAGAUGUAGAGACGGCUCGACGAUUGUUGGAUUUUGGAGAUGACUAUCGAAACUUUCUCGACAGUCAGUCAGAAUGCGCAUCCAGUAUAAGCGCAAUUCCUGCUAGCUCGCCGCUGCCUAAGAUUCGCAAGUAUCAUGAAAUUGGCGAUAGCUCGGACGACAGUGAAAGUGAUGAAGAAGAUUUACGAAAAAUUGCAGAAAAUUCGCAGUCACAGCUUAUAUUUGCUGAAAAUGCUUUUGUAAGAUCCAACGGCGCGAUACUCCCAGAACUCGCCGGAGUGGAGUCUAGGUGUAAAGAAAACUUAGAGUGUUUGCAGACCGUCCUGGAAUCACAGAACGGAUUUUCGCGAAAUGAAAAAUAUUUCAAACAAUUUCGCGGUAUGAUUGAGAGGUGGGAGAUCUUGGCGUCGCGGGUGGAGCAGGCACAAAUGGCCAACGCUCUUCAUCGCGAACUGGCGGCGAUGCGAACGGAAUUCAAGGCAAUGCACGAUCGACUUUUCGAUUGCGAAAUCAUCCUGGAGCAGCCGCAUGUGCUCAACGAUCGCAUCAAUAGGAUUACUGUCGAGUUGGCUGUUCUGAAGGACCGCAAGGCGGCGAUGCUCGCGCUGAACGUUUCUGCGCAUCGACUGAUCACCGAUCUCGGUUCAUCCGCGCCGUUAAUUUGCACAGCCCUCAAGGAUGGCGUUGCGGACCUUUACAGGAUAUGGGACGAAACCUUCCAGAAGGGUAAUCAGCAGUUGUCAGCCUUACAAGAUGUGCAGCAAUUCGGUGCACGCUUAGCCGAACUCCAUUCUGCUCUACAAUGGGACAAGAAUACUUUAGCACUUUUGGAGGCAGCGCUGCAAGCGGGCGCCACCUCGGAGGUUGCCUCUUCCGUUCGUCACGUCGCCCGAUUGCUGUCCGAAAGACAAGACGUUAAUUGUCAGAAUGAGACAGUGUUGAAUGACGCGACGACGGAGGAGAUGUCCGGUGUGAAGUUCGCCGGCACGUCCGUGAGCAAUCUCACUCAGGAAGGAGGAUCUCUAUCCGAUAGCGGGAUCUCUGAUAGCGGAAGCGAGAAAGAAUUGAGCGAGCGCGAGCGUAAAUUAGCUAGUCUACGGCGAUUAACGCGCAGCUUGGAGACCCACCUGGCGCCGGGCAGCAAGGCUCUGACCGAGCUCUGGAAAAGAAUCGAGGACGCCGAGAGCGAGCUGCGCGAUUUGCAGAAGAAAUGCAGAGAGCUCAUCGUGCGCACCGCGGCGAGCGUGGACGCGCGUGCCGCCAAACGAACCGCCAGCCAAGUUCAUUAUUCCGCCGACAAGCGCAAAAAACCAUUCAAUGGAGAUGCGUCGAGAUGCGACGAAUCCGUGCCAACCGCGAAGAGCAACGCCGGCGUCGCUAAGGGCGACAGCGAGCCAGUCUCUUCUCAGAGCUGGAUCUGGCGAAUUCUCAAAGUGGCACUGCCGUUCCAGCUUGCCGUGCUCGCCCUUUUCUGCGCCGCUUGUCUCUUGGAGCCGCAGUGUUGCGAGAACGCGAACAUGCUCAAUCUGUCGUUCACACCGCAACUGCGCUACGUUAGGGGACCACCGCCCGUGUAAGCGAUGCGACACGGCAGGUAUAUGCGAAUUGAAAAAAAAAAACAAAAAAACAAAAAAAAAAACAAAAAAUCGACGCCAAGAAUCAGUAGUUUUCUUGGCGAAAAUGGCGCAACACGUCGAUGUGUCGCCAGUAAUGAGCGAUUGCAAGCUCGUUGUGCGCAAGCGCAUAUCGAAGUAUUAUUAGACUGUUAAUUUGCAACAAUGCCUCAAAUUUUUCGGCAACCUGUUUAAAAGAUGAUGCAUGCAACGACUGACUCCGUACUAUCUACGUGUAGUUUUUUUUUUUUUUUUUUUUUAAUUCUUUGAUAAUGUGUAAACUUUGGCCAUAAUAGUUGACACGACGAAGUAACGAAAAUAUCCGGUCCAAUUACGUAGGACAACGAAAAACAUUUUUACGCAUAUACAGAACGAUAUCUUAUAUUUUGAAUACAAAUUGUUGUAUAUACGCGUACUUUUACGUAAAGAAAAAAUGAAUAGAACAGGUUUUUGGGGUGAAAUAACCGAUCACGCGGACAGUUGCGCUGAGACAGUCUCGGAAUCUCAAAAGGAAAAAACAUUUUGCAAGUGAAGAUAACCGAUUAUUCAGGUAAUUCCGCUCUUCUGAGGAUGUACAUAUAGUAUAUAUUUGCGCGAGAUAUAUGCAUAUUUUUUUUGCGAUAUUGAUACAGGCGCCAGUUGUUUUCCCAUCGUUCUGAAUAGCUCGAGUCAGCGCGGCUUAUGUUAUUGUUGAAAUAUAAAUAAUUUAUUUAUAUAUAUAUAUAUACAUAUAUACACACAAAUCAUAUAUAUUUUAGUCAUUAUAUAUGAUGUUUUUUCGAGGAAUGAACGUUUAGUUUUCCUCGUGAGAGAGAUGGAAAGCGAUGAUGUGAAAGAUUUAUGAAUUUUACAAUUUUCCGGCUCAGGCGGGAGUUCAUUUACAUCGAAUUUCUCCGAGGAGAUGAUACUUGGAAUUCCAUUGUUGUAAAAAAAAAAAAAGAAAAAAAAAGAAAGCUUCUUCCUAUAUCCGUUGCAAGCAAUCUCUCCCGCUGCAGCCUAACAUCAUGAUUUUGAUUCUUGCAACAAAGAAUAUUUGUUUUAUUCUUCGUUUUACACACAUUGUUAAUAAAUAAAAAAAAACACACAAGCUAUGUUUUAGUAUUGUAAAGGAUAUUAGAGAUUUUGAGCUUUUUUGGAAAACAGCUUGUGCGUGCAAAUUUUUCUUCGAACGCGCGCAUGAUGUAAAUUGCCACACCAGCCUCAUGUGUGUGUGCGUGUGUUAAAGUUAACGGAUUUAGCAACACUUAAAAUCGCGCGCGUCGAAUGAAUUUUGUACAUUAAUCAUUUGAAUGCAUGCACAUAUGUAUAGUUCAGCACCUAUGCAUGUGUUUUAUAUCAUUCCUGAAAUAUUCUGCAAAUUCUUCCCAUAUAUCUUGUUUUAUUUCUCUCUGAUGUCAAUAACAACAAUUUGCAUGCUAUAUGAUACUUAGAAUUAUAUGAGAUCGGAAGAUAUAUUUAUAUACGAUAUAUACAUGUAUAAAUUUCAGUUUUUUUUUUUUUUUUUUUUUAAAUACAGAGAGUUGAAAAUUUGUAAAUUGUGAUAUAUCUUGAGAAUUCUUCGAUCUUUCUCGUGAUAAAAAGAGAAAGAUGUGCGACGCGUCGUUUUAGAUAAGCGAAACGACCCGUCGGUGUGCAAUUAGCAGGAAUAUUUUAUUGAAAGAUUUAUAUUUAGCGAUUUAUUUUAAACGUGUCUUUGAUAUUUGAAGACGUGUAAAGUGGUGACUAAUAUAAAAGAGAGAAAAAGAUUUAUAGCGAGCAAUUUGUACUAAAAAAAAAACAAAAAGAGGCGAAAAGUAUUUUUCAAAAAGAGAAAUCGUCGAAUUUUUGAUAGAGACGUGAGAAUGCUGUCAUUCGUCUAUUUUGUAAAUCUUUUUUUGUGAGAGAGGAGGAUAAUAUGUAAAGGUGAAUGGUGGCACAUAUAUAUUGAAAGUAGCCAAUUUGAAUUCACAUAUGGAAGUAAGAGACAGAGUUUUCUCUUUAAGGAUGAUAAUUAGUUUCUAGUAUUUCAUCCUAUACAUGAUGCGAAGUGACGAGAAACACCUUACGAUCCAUCACUGAAACCUUACAAUUCGCUUACCGUGUAAGCGUGCUGCGUUUCUAACGCAACGAUUCCGAUCCCCCGUACUUGUGCAGAUCCUUGAGCUUCUCAUGCAAGAGGCGAGACAACGUUGGUAAGUCCAGUUGGCAUUUUUUUGCGGACUACGUAGAGAUGUAGCGAACACGAGCAAUGUUCAGCUGAGUAAAGUAACGGUGACUUGAUUUUGUUUCAGAAAAAAAAACCUUCUCAGAAAAGGUUUUGCAAGUGCCGCGAUACGCGCAAAAAAAAUAAAGAAAAAAAAAACAAUAUCAAGUCACUGAUACUUUGUAGAUAUUUUGUUUUCAUUUUUUUAUUGGCGAAAAUGUACUACAUCGACACAUACAUGUUGAAGUACAUUUGCGUGAUCGCAACCGUGCCUAUAACGAGUGUUUAUUAGGCGCAAGAGUUCGUCACGCACCAGAGAUUCAAGGUGGUUCGCUGAGAAGCUUAUAUAUAUAAAGCGUAUAGAUUUGAUUUGAUAACGGGAGACAUGAUACUAUUUCGGUAUCGAUACAAUCUCUCUACUGAGAAAUUUUAACGAAAACAUGGUUUUCACAUGGUUUUUUUUUCGAUGCACUAUAGAUCGCAUCGUUGAUAGCGGAAAUAUACUUUAUUUUGAAGUAUACCUAACGUGAUUUUUGUGAGAGAGUUAUUAACACAUUAACACACAGGAUCAUGAGAAGGUACUUUUUUGUACGUCUCUGUUUAUGAAUCGCAAAUAACAGCGACAAUCUUUGAAUAACGCUAGUUAAAAGAAUUGUGAAGAACGAAUAUAGAUAGAUGGAGAAAAAUACGUUUACUUUGAACGUUGAUUGUUUUUAAUUAAUUAUGACACAAGAUCGUCAUUUUAGAGUAAAAAAAAACAAUAUAUAAAUUUUAUUCUUUCACGGAUCUUGACGUUUAUUUUUGCAAUAGUCAGACAUCUGCAAUCGAAAAUAAGGUUCCUAUGACUUAAGUUGAACGAAAAAUUUUUUUUUUUUUUUAGUUUCGAUCGACAAUUUUCGACUAAUGAAGUAUUACAGAGGGUCAAGUAAUGAGCGCGCAUACGCGCGAAUGACAUCGGCGCGGGAAAAAUGCGCGAUUGCUCUUUUAACUGCCUGAAUAAUCUUCGUAAUUUAGACUGCCACCGUAAGAGCUACGUGCACUCUUUAUUCAUUACGUUUUGUUUUUAUCGCAACAUCAUCUCGAGACGAAUCACAAUAUCGAAUGUUCGACUUUUUAUUGAAUAACUACAUAAUAGUUAUUCGAUAACGAAGUACACACGUACUUAUAAUUAAAAAUCAAUGGCAAUUUUGUCCGAUUGUCUGUUGAUAGGUGAAAGAUUGCUUAUAAGUGGUAUGGAGUGCUUUUUUAAAAUAUAUAUAUUUUAAUAGAAUGUAGUAAGUGUAUGCGGUCGCGUCGUCUCUCCCUUCUCAUAAUAGCAAUUGUUCAAUGAAACAAAGAUCUCUGACUACAAACAAGAACUGGUAUUGAAACUUCAAUAAUCAAAUGUGACUUUACACUUAUUUUAAUAGCACGUCGAUCUGACAAGGAGACUUAUAUUACGUUUAUACGGAAAAACUAGGUUUUUGUUUUUACAAAUUAAUUGAUGCCGCACAGAAUUUUUGCGUAACGUAUUGCUUGAAAUGCUAUUGAGAUUGUUUUUUGAUAAAGCGUAAACGUAAUAAAAAAUCACGAAGUAAAAUUUUACGAAAUACAUAUAUAUUUUAGGAUGGACAAGAAGAUGCAAACAAUUUAAUAAAAGAUUUGUGUCUGUAGCGUUUUUGAAGAUAUCAAUAGCUAUUUCAAGUAACACACUUCAAACGUAUUUUGUUUUCGUAUCGCGAACGCGCGCGAUACGAUUUUAUCUGCCUUAUACGAAGUAUAUAACAAUAUAUAUAUAUAAAGUACCUGAAAAAUCAAAACGUUACUUAUAUCUAUUAUUAUAUACGUUACUUUAUAUCCACGCGGUUAAUGAAGGAGUACUUGAUAAUAUUGUGUAACAAUUCGUAUCACGCUUAUCAUUUUGCUGAAUAGAUUCACUUACCAUAUAUCGUUAGAUAAAAUUAGAUGUACUUUGCAUGCGUUAUUUUUCAUCAGAGCCGUAUUUGUAUUACGAUGCUCCGUAAAAAAAAAAAAAAAAUAACUAAAAACAAAAAAAAUAUUCAGUUCGAUAAGUGCGAGCAGUGUGUUACGAUAUUCAGUAUCCUCGAGGACCGUUGUUUGAGUUACAGAAAUUAUUGUAAAAUGCAAAUAUUGAUGUUUUUUUUACAAUAUUACUAUUUUAUUGCAUUGUACUUUGCUGGAGAAACAAAAAUAGUUGACGAAUGAUUGAUAAAAAAAAAAAAAAAAAAAACAUAUCUAACAAAGCGUGUUUUGCAUCCUGCAAAUUGUUUCUGUAAGAAACGAUGGUCUCAACAGCCGCUACAUUUAUAAUUAGUAAAAGUAGAUGUAUAAGCGUGUGUGGGCAACGCUUCUACUUGAGACACAAGCAAAAUAUAAUUUGUAGUGACUUUUAUCUUCGAUAAUAAUAAUAAUUGAAAACAAACAGGGUACAUAAAGAUUAGAAUUAUCGUUGAGGCUCAAAUAGAAGCGAUGAAUACAAAAAUUUAAUCAUAAGCUACUCUUAGUCAUAGUUUAAUCAUAUUUCAGCUCUAUCUCAUCGUGCUGUUUACUAAUUUCUUCUUUCUAGAUGUUUCGUCAAUAAUGCAGUACAAUGUUUUUUUUUUUUUUUUUUUUUUUUACUCAAACUGGCCAAAGCAAUACUUUUUGUAUUGCCAGUAAUAAAAUUCGCAGAUGUUCGCAGAUAUUUCUGUCUCAUUUUCUGCGAAAAUUAUUUUUUUCACUUUUAACAAUUUCGUAUUUUUUCGAAUGAUGCUUACGCGCGAAGUAUCGAAAGCGUAAGUAACGCAAAUUGAUUGCAACUAAUUGUUCAAAUCUUUCAAAUCGAUUUUAAUUAAUCUCUUCGUAACAUACAUCACAAUCGCAAAAUUAAUGUGCUCAACCGACAACGCAAUUAUCUUGCGCAGCAUUUAGGCUUGGAUUUGUAUUGCACUUUUUUUAUGUACUGUAUCAACGAAUCAUGUAUUGAUUAUAAAGUAUUAAUGCGAUUUAUGCAUAUAUACUGAUAAUACACGACUUGAAGUAUUAUACUACACUUUAGAUACGUCUAAAAUAAAUUUUGGAUUCUUGUUCAGGA